Messenger RNA from Ochotona princeps (American pika), 1976 nucleotides. It is a transcript of the gene NR5A1, whose product is annotated as nuclear receptor subfamily 5 group A member 1. Lineage: Eukaryota; Metazoa; Chordata; Mammalia; Lagomorpha; Ochotonidae. Bases 243 to 1622 code for a protein of 459 amino acids. The record is from RefSeq and is a predicted model, not a curated record. Gene Ontology annotation, biological process: tissue development; hormone-mediated signaling pathway; regulation of transcription by RNA polymerase II. Gene Ontology annotation, molecular function: RNA polymerase II cis-regulatory region sequence-specific DNA binding; zinc ion binding; nuclear receptor activity. Gene Ontology annotation, cellular component: RNA polymerase II transcription regulator complex. The transcript has 7 exons.
CCCCCCCACCCCGGGCGGGGAAGCGGAGGAGGACGGACGGACAGGGCCAGCCUGCUGUCCACCGGCCGCCCGCCCCGCGCCAAGGAGCUCCCGCGUGCCCACCUCCGCCAGCGCCCCACUUGGGCUGCCCCGGAGCCCCGUGCCCACUGUCCACCUUCACCCGGCCUCACGGCGUUCCUUCCGCUGCUCCCCCGGGGCCCCGCGGCGAGCCGCUCCUUCCUUCGCAGGCGGACGCCGCGGGCAUGGACUAUUCGUACGACGAGGACCUGGACGAACUGUGCCCCGUGUGCGGGGACAAGGUGUCCGGCUACCACUACGGGCUGCUCACGUGCGAGAGCUGCAAGGGCUUCUUCAAGCGCACGGUGCAGAACAACAAACACUACACGUGCACCGAGAGCCGGAGCUGCAAAAUCGACAAGACGCAGCGCAAGCGCUGUCCCUUCUGCCGCUUCCAGAAGUGCCUGACGGUGGGGAUGCGACUGGAAGCUGUGCGUGCUGACCGUAUGCGGGGCGGCCGGAACAAGUUCGGACCCAUGUACAAGCGGGAUCGGGCCCUGAAGCAGCAGAAGAAGGCGCAAAUUCGGGCCAAUGGCUUCAAGCUUGAGACCGGCCCCCCAGUGGGGGUGCCUCCUCCUCCCCCACCGGACUACCUGCUGCCCUCCUCUCUGCAUGCCCCUGAGCCCAAGGGCCUGGCCUCAUGCCCACCCCCUGGGCCUCUGGGCGACUUUGGGGCCCCAGCGCUGCCCAUGGCCGUGCCCAGCGCCCACGGUCCACUGGCCGGCUACCUCUACCCCAGCUUCCCUGGUCGUGCCAUCAAGUCUGAGUAUCCAGAGCCCUAUGCCAGUCCCCCACAGCCCGGGCCGCCCUACAACUACCCAGAGCCCUUCUCAGGGGGGCCUGGGGUGCCUGAGCUCAUCCUGCAGCUGCUGCAGCUGGAGCCCGAUGAAGACCAGGUGCGGGCGCGUAUUGUGGGCUGCUUGCAGGAACCAGCCAAGGGCCGACCGGAGCAGCCUGCGCCCUUCGGCUUGCUGUGCAGGAUGGCCGACCAGACCUUCAUCUCCAUCGUGGACUGGGCACGCCGCUGCAUGGUCUUCAAGGAGCUAGAGGUGGCCGACCAGAUGACGCUGCUGCAGAAUUGCUGGAGCGAGCUGCUGGUGUUUGACCAUGUCUACCGCCAGAUCCAGUACGGCAAGGAGGGCAGCAUCCUACUGGUUACCGGGCAAGAGGUGGAGCUGACCACGGUGGCUGCCCAGGCAGGCUCCCUGCUGCACAACCUGGUGUUGCGGGCCCAGGAGCUCGUUCUGCAGCUGCAUGCACUGCAGCUGGACCGCCAGGAGUUCGUCUGCCUCAAGUUCCUCAUCCUCUUCAGCCUGGAUGUCAAGCUCCUAAACAACCACAGCCUGGUGAAGGACGCGCAGGAGAAGGCCAACGCGGCGCUACUCGACUACACCCUGUGUCACUACCCGCACUGCGGGGACAAGUUCCAGCAGCUGCUGCUGUGCUUGGUGGAGGUGCGGGCGCUGAGCAUGCAGGCCAAGGAGUACCUGUACCACAAGCACCUGGGCAACGAGAUGCCACGCAACAACCUGCUCAUCGAGAUGCUGCAGGCCAAGCAGACCUGAGCCCCCGCCCGCGGCCAGCCCGCCCUCCAGAUGGUUUAUUUUACUACGCCAGCCCAGGAGCCCCACCUGCCUCGGCCCCGCCCCCAGCUCUGGAGGCCCGCUUGUUUGGGAAAGUGGGGGUGCACGGCCAGCCCUUUCCUCCCCUGCUCCAGGCUGUGUCUGCCCUGGAGUCCAGCCUAGGGGAGAGGGUUGGGAAUUCUCUUGGUGGACCUCUGGCCCUGUGGAUCAGAGGUCAUCCUUUGCCGCUCUUCUGGAAACAGACAGGAAGAAGUUGAGCAUCCCUCACCCCCACCCCGCCACAGGGCAGGGGACAGGGCGAGAGGGGGAGGCUGGAAUUUGUUUUCUGGUCCUCCU